GUGCUCUUUUCUCUACCCAGAACAAUAGAGGGGGAUUGCAGCUCCACAAAGACCACAGCACAGCAGCAACAUUCACAGACAGGCAGGCUGCCGUGCCCUCCUCUCUGGGGUGUUCCAGCACAGCAGCUGGGUCUCUUCAGCCGUUAUUGGCUCAGCCGACUCCUGCCUGCCAUUCACCCAUGAUAUGACUGGGAUCCUCCUGGGGCCUCCUGGACCAUCAGUCCAAAGGGAAGGGAACACUGCCGCUACCUCGUUCUCAAACCAAGGUGCAUAAAUUGAGGAGCAAACUGAAGUGAAGAGGACAUUCAGAAACUCUUGGAGGCUGCAUUGUUGGUUAAGGGCUUGUAAGCAUUUCACUGUACCUGUUGUAUUAGGCGCAUCUGACAAAUAACAUUUGAUUUGAUUUGAUCUACAGCACAGAGAGAGAGACAGAGGAAGAGAGAGACAGAGGAAGAGAGAGACAGAGGAAGAGAGAGAGAGAGAGAGAGAGAGAGAUAGAUAGGAAGAGAGACAGAGGAAGAGAGAGACAGAGGAAGAGAGAGACAGAGGAAGAGAGAGACAGAGGAAGAGAGACAGAGGAAGAGAGAGACAGAGGAAGAGAGAGACAGAGGAAGAGAGAGAGAGAGAGAGAGAGAGAGAGAGAGAGAGAGAGAGAUAGGAAGAGAGACAGAGGAAGAGAGAGACAGAGGAAGAGAGAGAGCGAGAACGAGAGAGAGAGAGAGAGAGGAAGAGAGAUAGGAAGAGAGACAGAGAAAGAGAGAGAGCGAGAACGAGAGAGAGAGAGAGGAGAGAGAGAGGAAGAGAGAGAGAGAGAGAUAGGAAGAGAGAUAGGAAGAGAGACAGAGAAAGAGAGAGAGCGAGAACGAGAGAGAGAGAGAGACAUAGAGAACAGGGAGUCUAGCUCCAUCACAGACGGACGGUGUGGUGUGAUACUGGGAUACUGUCAGAGGGCAGAGAGCUGGUUGCCUCAGGUUCCAGCUAACUGGGUUCUCUCGGAACAACAGCUGAUGGGAUGUGCUGUGCUGGACUGCAUUCAACAACGGACAUUCAUCACGCCUGGGGCUGAAGUCCCCCCCUCUACCUGGGAUGGGCUUGCCUUGUCCAAGUUUCAACUAGCAUUCGCUGAGGUGACAUACUCACAUACACACGUGUGUUUGUGUGUGCAAACACACUAACACAAUCUCUCAGACACAGGAGAAAUGUGGUUCCAUUGUGAGUUGUGCUGCUGGAUGAACUGGAUGGAUAGAAUAGCGAAAACAUUGAGAAGAGACUGACGCACCACGGCACACUGUCCGAGACACACAAAAGCCCACUGAAGCCUGCACUGAGGAAUUAUCUGCUGUCAGGACCUGAGGCUGCACGGGGGCGAUAGGGAGAGACGGAGCCAGGGAGCCAGGCUCAGGCCACCACAGGGUGACGGUGCCGCUGUGCCGGAGAGGAGGGGACUCGCAACUCGGCGAUGGCGUCCUCCACCAUGCAGAUCCUCGCCUUUGCCCUGGCUCUGCUGGGCGUCCUGGGCGCCACCGUGGCCACACUGCUGCCCAACUGGAAGGUGAGUGCCGACGUGGGCUCCAACAUCAUGACUGCCAUCUCCCAGAUGCAGGGGCUGUGGAUGGACUGCACCUGGUACAGCACCGGUGUGUUCAGCUGCACCUUGAAGUACUCCGUGCUGUCGCUGCCCGCCUACCUGCAGACCGCCAGGACGACAAUGGUUCUGUCGUGCAUGAUGGGUUGCCUGGGCCUCUGUCUUGCCGCCCUAGGGCUGAAGUGCACCCGCUGGGGGGGCAGUCACCGGGCAAAGGGUCACGCGGCCAUUGCCGCGGGGAGUUGCUUAAUCCUGGCUGGCAUUCUCUGCUUGGUGCCCGCUUCCUGGUUCACCAACGAGGUCAUCACCACCUUCCUCGACUCCAACGUCCCCGAGAGCAGUAAAUACGAGCCUGGGGGGGCCGUGUACGUGACCUUUGUCUCUGCCGGCUUCCUGCUUGCCAGUGGGGUCAUCUUUUGUUUGUCGUGUCCCGGAAAAAGAGACUACACCUCCACCUCCACCUCUACCACCUUUCCUGACAAACUACUGCAGCAGCAGAUAAACCAAGAGCAACUACAGCGCGACCUGAUACAGUGUGACCUGAUGCAACACGAUCAACAGCAACGGGAGCAGAAGGACUUUAAACAGCAGACGUCGCCUAAUGAGCAGUCGAGCCAAGAGCAGCUACAGUGGGUUGACAAAGGGUCCCAGGGUAAGGUCCAAGCAGCUGACGACAUCCAGCAGGAGAAGCCUCUACAUGAAGACAAGGGAACGCAGCAGUUCUACUCUCCAUCCAGAGUCCCUCCAAAAGACGCCCGGGCUGGUUACAGCCUGCAGGACUAUGUUUAAUGUGUUUUAUCCCUAAACCCUAUUCUUGUUAGUGGGGUGGGGGGAGAAUCCUGAGGACAUUCUACUGGCUGCCUUGUGAAGGGGAGAGAGUGGAGAAAGAGGGGGAGGAAGGAUGGGAGGAGGAGGGAGAGAGUGGAGGGGAGAAAGAGAGGGAGGGAGGGAGGAGGCUAAUGACGUUGACAGCCUUAUCGCCACCUCUCAUCUGUUCUCUCUCGCUACUGCGAGCACAAGCAGUAAAGGUAUUCCCAAACUAUUGGAGAAAGACAGCUUGUGGAUCCAGAUUCCUGGGGCAAAUGCCUCCUUGACUGCUGCUGUGGUGGGCGGAAAGACACAAGGGUAGGGUAGAGUAGAGGUGCCAUAAAAAUGCACAAACACAGAGCAAGUACUGUCAAUCCUGUGACAAGUUCCUUUAAAAACUGAUGCGGAGGCUUUUCCAUACCAAAGGUUUCCAUGAGAAAAAAAGUGCUGAUGAUAACUAGCUGCUACUAAUAAGCCAUCAGAACGAUUGCAUAGUAAGAUAGCGUCGAUAUGUCUGGAAAAAGCCAUUCUCUGCUAUCUUGUGUCCUUUUAGAACCCAUUUGCCUUGUGAGACAAAAAAUAAUCAUCAAUUAUAUUUUCCAAAGCUAAACGGAUUGAUUGAUAUUGAGUCUUUUUGCAUGCUAAUUAUCUGUAGCUUGUUAAAUAAUUCAGUGGAAUGCAGAGUAGUUACUGAAACAUAGUUACCAAAGCUUGUGCCUAAAAGAAUGUGUAGAACUUCAACUGUCUGUAAAGGAGACUUAGAGAAGAUUAACAAAGUGAAAAGGGAGUUCAGAUUCCCACCAACACCAUACACAAACAUCCAGUCCAUUUUUUCCUGUGAGUUGUGGAGGGGAAUAAGGUGCAUGGCAGCGCAGGCUGUCAGAGAUAAUGAUCCUCUUUGCUUUCCCAUUAUCCCCUCGCUACGGCUGGAUGCACACUACUCAUUUACUGCACCCCCCCCCCCCCCCCGCACACACACACUCGUCCUUCCUCUCCCUCUCUAGCUGCGAGGGUAAUAGGGUCUUGUACCCAAUCAUCUUUACGGCGUGUGUCCGUGUGUCAUUGCUGCAGGAGGCACAGCGGUAGGAGUCUGUUCUGUGGCCAGAGGUUAGCUGUCACAAGCUGCUGUCCCCUCGUGUUGACGGAGGGUAAUAGAGGCUACGUCCCAAAUGGUACCUUAUUCCCCAUUUAGGGCACUUCUUUUGACCAAGGCCCUUAGGGCACUACAUAGGGAAGGAAGGGUUCCACAAAAAGUGGUGAUUUUAUUUGGCUCCCCAAGUAUUCUGAGAAAAAAAUAUAAAUCAUUUCAUAGUUGGAAAUAAAGAUGGUAAAAUCAUCAGAAAAUCAGAAAAUAAUUCCCUGCAUUCCCACACAUACUGGGCACAAUGGAAAAACAAUGUCAGAUUUUGGGUUUAGAUGUCAUCUAAAUGCAAUAUAGUAUCAUUGAUGACACAGUGCAUUCGGAAAGUAUUCAGACCCCUUUACUUUUUCCACAUUACAGCCUUAUUCUAAAAUGUAUUCAAUUAUUUUUUCCCUCAUCAAUCUACACACAAUACCCCAUAAUGACAAAUCAAAAACAGGCUUUUAGACAUUUUUGCAAUUAUUAUUAUUUUUUUUAAGAAAAAAAUGAAAUAUCACAUUUACAUACGUAUUCAGACCCUUUUCUCCGUACUUUGUUGAAGCGCCUUUGGCAGUGAUUACAGCCUCGACUCUUCUUGGGUAUGACGCUACAAGCUUGGCACACCUGUAUUUGGGGAAGUUCUCGCAUUCUUCUCUGCAGAUCCUCUCAUGCUCUGUCAGGUUGGAUGGGGAGCGUUGCUGCACAGCUAUUUUCAGGUCUCUCCAGAGAUGUUCAAAUCGGGUUCAAGUCCGGGCUCUGGCUGGCCCACUCAAGGACAUUCAGAGACUUGUCCCGAAGCCACUCCUGCAUUGUCUUAGCUGUGUGCUUAGGGUUGUUGUGCUGUUGCAAGUUAAACCUCUGCCCCAGUCUGAGGUCCUGAGCGCUCUGGAGCAGGUUUUCAUCAAGGAUCUCUCUGUACUUUGCUCCGUUCAUCUUUGCCUUGAUCCUGACUAGUCUCCCAGUCCAUGUCGCUGAAAAACAUAACCACAGUAUGAUGCUGCCACCACCAUGCUUCACCGUAGGGAUGAUACCAGGUUUUCUCCAGAUGUGACGCUUGGCAUUCAGCCAAAGAGUUCAAUCUUGGUUUCAUCUGACCAGAGAAUCUUGUUUCUCAUGGUCAGUUCUUUAGGUGCCUUUUGGAAGGUUCUCCCAUCUCUAGAGCUCUGUCAGUUUGUCAGUCCUUCUCCCCCGAUGGCUCAGUUUGGCCGAGCGGCCAGCUCUAGGAAGAGACUUGGUGGUACCGUUCCCCAGAUCUGUGCCUCGACACUAUCCUGUCUCGGAAGUCCACGGACAAUUCCUUCGACCUCAUGGCUUGGUUUUUGCUCUGACAUGCACUGUCAAAUGGGACCUAAGAUAGACAGGUGUGUGCCUUUCCAAAUCAUGUCCGAUCAAUUGAAUUUACCACAGGUGGACUCCAAUCAAGUUGUAGAAACGUUUCAAGGAUGAUCAAUGGAAACAGGAUGCACCUGAGCUCAAUUUCGAGUCUCAAAGCAAAGAGUCUGAAUACAUAUGUAAAUGACAUAUUUUUGUUUUUUAUGUUUAUUAAAUUAGCAAACAUUUCUAAAACCCUGUUUUUGCUUUGUCAUUACGGGAUUAUUGUGUGUAGAUUGCUGAGGAAUUGCUUUUUAUUUAAUACAUUUUAGAAUAAGGUUGUAACAUAACAAAAUGUGAAAAAAGUCCAGGGGUCUGAAAACUUUCCAAAGGCACUGUAUAUGACUUAUAAAGUAAGGUUACAUCUCAUUUGCUCUGUUAAACCUACCCUUGGGAACGACUUUGCUAGCAACCUUGAAUAUAUGUUGUUAUUAAGAGUUCUCCCAAUAAUAAUUUUAUUAUUACUACAUUGGUAGUAGUCAGUGACAAACAUCAAAGCUAAGCAUGGCUUGGCUUGGUUAAAACCCAGGAUGGGAGACCAAAUGAAUAGCUGUUGAUAGACCAACUGUCCAGUAGGAGGUGCUGCCCAGACUAUAGUUGAUUUUUUAUAAACAUUGAAGAUCUGAUGUUAUUUCAAAAGGCACAAAUUCAACAUAUUUUAUACAAGGUUUGUCUAUGUUGAAAGUUGGUUAUAAUGAAUACAUAAUCCUGUGGUUGAAAGCUGACAUAUGGAGUUGUUUUAAGAUCGCCAUACCAUGGAUCAUUUGGCUAUUUUAUUAUGAAUUUUAGGACCCCUUCAGGCAACAAUGAUUUACUUAGAUUUUUUUAUAUAAAAUAUUGAGUUGAAAAUAAUGUGCUGAGUAGAACAUAGAACAUUGAUCUCAGGCAUGAGUAGGUCUAGAUGGCAGACAUUGUGGCUACCUUUCUCCAACGAUUUCAGAUUUUUUUUUAAAUGUGUUGUGUGUUUGCCUCACAUGUCAGCACAUACAGUUGAAGUUAGAAGUUUACAUACACUUAGCUUGGAGUCAUUAAAAGUAAUUUUCCAACCACUCCACAAAUGUCUUGUUAACAAACUAUAGUUUUUGCAAGUCAGUUAGGACAUCUACUUUGUGCAUGACACAAGUCAUUUUUCCAAAAAUUGUUUACAGACAGAUUAUUUCACUUAUAAUUCACUGUAUCCCAAUUCCAGUGGGUAGACUAACACUAAGUUGAUUGUGCCUUUAAAUAGCUUGGAAAAUUCCAGAAAAUGAUGUCAUGGCUUUAGAAGCUUCUGAUAGGCUAAUUGACAUAAUUUGAGUCAAAUGGAGGUGUACCUGUGGAUGUAUUUCAAGGUCUACCUUCAAACUCAGUGCCUCUUUGCUUAAGGGGGACAAAGAUAGUACUUUUUGGAGAAAAGGGUCUUCCAAAUGGACAAUGACCCCAAGCAUACUUCCAAAGUUGUGGACAAAUGGCUUAAGGACAACAAAGUCAAGGUAUUGGAGUGGAAAUCACAAAGCCCUGAAUUCAAUCCUAUAAAAAAUGUGUGGGCAGAACUGAAAAGCGUGUGUGAGCAAGGAGGCCUACAAACCUGACUCAGUUACACCAGCUCUGUCAGGAGGAAUGGGCCAAAAUUCACCCAACUUAUUGUGGGAAGCUUGUGGAAGGCUUCCCAAAACGUUAGACCCAAGUUAAACAAUGUAAAGGCAAUGCUACCAAAUACUAAUUGAGUAUGUAAACUUUUGACCCACUGGGAAUGUGAUGAAAGAAAAAGCUGAAAUAAAUCAUUCUCUCUACUAUUAUUCUGACAUUUCACAUUCUUAAAAUAAUGUGGUGAUCCUAACUGACCUAAGACAGAAUUUUUACAAGGAUUACAUUUUAGGAAUUGUGAAAAACUGAGUUUAAUUGUAUUUGGCUAAGAUGUAUGUAGACUUCCAACUUCAAUUGUAUUAUGCUCAGUUUUUCUUACUUGUAUGGAAGAGAACAAAAAUAACUACAAGGGCUCCACUGGGAAAAGGUGAAAUAAUUGUAGUGUUUAUUUUCACAAAGUUCACAAAGACUUUCCCAAGCAAUGUUCAUAAAUUUGGUUCUGCCUGUGAUCAGAGGAAAGUCUAAGUACAGUUGAUGUCUCAGAGAACCAAGACUUUACUGUGCUCUCUUAUCGAUGUUCAUGUUUUCAACAUGGAAUACAAAUAUCUAGAUUCGAGAAUAAGGUAAAAAAGAAAUGUACCUGAUAAUGCUUAUGCUUCGCAUUUUAAAAGAGGUCAUGUGCACUUGUUGAUAAAAAUAUGGUUUAUAUAUACUUUUUGUAUUUGAGAAUGGCUUGUUUUAUUAUGAUUCAGGACAUAACUUUAUUAAUGAGUGAAUUUACUGUGGAUAUAAGGUUCUCAUUAAAACGCAUGUUUCCACAUGAUUGUCAAUCCACAAGUCAGUUCAACUUUUCAACUUUUGUUUUUGAUUGUUAAUUGCUCAAAAAUGAUUUGUUAAGCUGCCAACAAAUGUUUUUGUUCAGCUGUCAACUCGUUCCAUAAUGGAAGUCAGACCGAGAGUGUUGCUUACUACAAUGAAGAUAAAUGGAACAUACAUAACUGCAACAAAACAUUAUGAUUGCAAUAUUCUAUACUCUUUGAAAAAAGAUUACAGAAGGCUUGUUUGGCUGUCCCUAUAGUAGUGCCCUUUUUGGUUCUAGGUAAAAACCCUUUUUGUUUCCAGGUAGAACCAUUUUAGCUUCCAUUUUGGAUCCCAAAACAGUUCUACUUGGAGCCAAAAUGAUUCUACCUAGAACGAACUAGGAUUCUUCAAAGGGUUCUCCUAUGGGGACAACCGAAUAUCCCUUUUAGGUUCUAGAUAGCACCACUUUUUCCCCAAGAGUGUAGUCUGCCUCUCUCUCUCUCCAACAAUGGAUGUGUAAAGGGACUUAGUAUGCACAAUGCUGUCUUCAGUCCACAAGUGGCAACAAAGCAAACGCCUGUUACUGUGCAAAACAACUAAAGUUGUUGCUUUUUCUCUAUAAAAGAAUGUAAAUAUAUCUGUAAGUGAAAAUACUGAAACAUAUAUUUUUAUUUCAUUUUAAAUAAUGCAUUAUUUUGACAUUUGAUUACAUGACAAAAGGAUGUGAUCUAAAUGAAAACAUCUAUGUUCCUCUUCUUUCCUAGUGGCUUUAAUAGCUUGACUCUCCCAGUUUCCCCGAUCAGAAAACAUGCACAUAAUCAGAUUCUGUAAAACUUGAUCUUCCCUUCCGUUAAUGCUGCUCUUUGUUGUC
Molecule: messenger RNA, 8121 nt
Organism: Oncorhynchus nerka (sockeye salmon)
Lineage: Eukaryota; Metazoa; Chordata; Actinopteri; Salmoniformes; Salmonidae
Product: claudin-20-like
Exons: 3
Coding region: 1460-2374 (304 amino acids)
Biological process (GO): cell adhesion; bicellular tight junction assembly
Cellular component (GO): bicellular tight junction; plasma membrane
Molecular function (GO): structural molecule activity
Source: RefSeq, a predicted model, not a curated record